CAAUCUGUCUGGGGCAUGCCAAUGCCUGAUGUUGAGGCUGAUCUCAGCGCUGGAGCCAUUGCCUGUUUUUCUCAGGCAUCAGGAAUGUCUUCUGAGCCUCCUGCAUCAGCCUCGGAGCAGUCCCCCUCCUCUCUGCACUCGUCCACUUCUCUUCAUCUGCCUGAAAACCGCAGGACGAGAGAUCGCUCCCCAUCUCCCAUGAGGGGGUACCUCAUCCCCAGCCCACUGCCCACGCGGCGCACCAGGACGUAUUCAGCAACUGUGAGAGCAUCAGAGGGUCCCAUCUACAAAGGCGUCUGUAAGUGUUUCUGUCGCUCUAAAGGCCAUGGCUUCAUUUCCCCUGCAGAUGGAGGGCCUGACAUCUUCGUACACAUUUCUGACAUCGAAGGCGAGUACGUUCCUGUGUCAGGGGACGAGGUCACCUACAAGGUGUGCACCAUCCCACCAAAGAACGAGAAGCUUCAGGCCGUGGAGGUGGUCAUUACCCACCUGGCCCCGGGCACCAAGCACGAGACCUGGUCGGGACAUGUCAUCAGCUCCUGAAGCGGCCCAGGGGACGCUGCCUGCGUGGGUCACUGCUCAGCGCCUGCCAUCAGGAACCUGACCUGAGAAUAGUCUGCAAAUGGUGCGGGAGGAAAUACUGCAUUGUCAAUAAAAGCAGAAGUAGGCCAAAAUUACCAUUUUUACACUAGGCCUGAUUUAACAAAGGAGGAAAAAAAGGCAAUCCAGAUGCUAACGAAAUGAAAAAUUAUGUCUUUAUUAAUGUGUUUACAAAAAUGUAUUUUAAAGAGAUGUAGUUUGUGUGCUUUGAGGGGUUGGAUAUUUUUUUUUUCCUUUAUUUUGAACCAAUUCCAGUCCCUCAGGGGACUCGGGGAGCCUUGAAGGAGAGCCCUUGCAUCACAGCCAGCUGUAGCAGAUGCACAGGUGCAAGGCCCCAUGGGUGCAUGAUCACUGUGGUCCCUUGAGCUGUUCUUCUGCAGGUGUCAGAGUACACUUACUGCUGGUAGCAGUGCCUCACUGCCUUGACAUGAAACUGAGCAAGCUGCUUUGUGCUGCAAUUUGUUUUCCUUGUGGAAGGAAGAUCACAAACUGCUGCACAGUGGAAAAUCUCCAUCUGGUGGUUAUGCCCUGAUGGCCUUCAGGUGCAGCAUUUGCAAACAUGUCUGCAUAUGUGUGGAAUAUUGUGUGUUUUUUCUAAAAAAAGCCUGGAUUGUUCAUGAAUUUGGUGCCUUGAUGGUUGAUUAGCAACAGAUUUUAUAGGCCAGUAUUACUUAAAAAAAAAUAAAAAAAUUGCUUCAAGGUAAGUGGUAGAAAGCUGUAGAGUAGCUUCAAACUUCUGGCUGUGUCUGAAUUGAGACUUCUUGACUGCAUAUAGCUGAUAAAUGUCUGCUGUGGUGUUUCACUGGCAGGCAGGUAAAACAACUUCUGAAAAGCAAGUUAGGUGCUGUUGAGCUCACUGUAUACUGAAGUACCGUGAGAGUUACUUAGCAGACUCGCCUCUGGGUGGAGUAGAUUCUGCAGCUGUUUUUUUAGAAGACUUUCUUGACAGGAUGUGCUCUGGCCACCCUUGCCUCAGCUCUCUUCUUUGCCUGCGAGGUUGCAUAUAGUUGAAGUAAUGUGACUUUGCUGUUCCCGUUUGCCUUCCAUACCUUUUUUCAAACGAGGCAUUUUUUCCUCUUUUCUUUCCUAACAGUGGAUUUUUAUUGACUUUGCACAUAAAAAAAGAAUAAAAAUAGAAAAAGAUUGCACGAUCCUCUUCUGUUAGCUCCGUGACGCGGUGUAACUUCAGUUGCGUGUUUGCAGUUUUCCCACGAGGCAUCGCUGUCAUGAAAUGUCUCAGGACUCUCACAGCAGAGAUCUGUUCCAAGGUCUGACCUGGGAAGAGCUCAGCUGUAUGAAGGUCAGUAACUGCUGUGAUGGCUUGUUUUACUUUAAGCUGUAUUACACUAUAGUGUGCUGUAAUGACCAGCCUGCAGCAGCUUUUUGUUUUUAACCACGACUAAGUAAUGGUAGGUUUAAUGCUAUCUAGCUUGUGGAGUACUGCAUAUUGCCUUCUUUACAAUAAAUGCAGCUGUUGUAAUGCUGUAA
Meleagris gallopavo (turkey) is the source of this 2088-nucleotide messenger RNA. The record is from RefSeq and is a predicted model, not a curated record. NCBI's taxonomy places the organism in Eukaryota, Metazoa, Chordata, Aves, Galliformes, Phasianidae.